This is a messenger RNA of Purpureocillium takamizusanense, 1140 nucleotides long. RefSeq lists its product as uncharacterized. The coding region runs from base 1 to 1140 and encodes 379 amino acids. The record is from RefSeq and is a predicted model, not a curated record. The transcript is spliced from 6 exons. Lineage: Eukaryota; Fungi; Ascomycota; Sordariomycetes; Hypocreales; Ophiocordycipitaceae.
AUGUCCAUGACACCAGAGCAAAUGGCGAAGACGCCCGCGUCUAAGCCGCCGCCCGGCGUCGUUCCCAACUUCGUGGACCCUCCGUCCGGGGCUCCUGUUCUCAUCGCGGUCGGCACCGUCCUCCUGGUCAUCAUGCUGGCGUUUUCCAGCCUCAGAUUCUACGUCAAAGCCAUCGUGCGGCGCAGCGUGACUGCUGACGACUGGACCACCCUUGCAGCCGUUGUCGGAACUUUGUGGUAUUACGGUAUAUGCAUUCACGCUGUCACGGCCGCAAAGUUCGGCACGCACAUGUGGGACAUGUCGAUCGCUCAUACCCUCAGCAACGACUUCCUAAUCGCCAGCUUCUUUUGCAACUGGCCCACGGGCCUCGUGUGGGCGCUCGCCAAGACGUCCUUCUUCCUCAUGUACCUGCAGAUCUUUGGGCCUCUCCCCUGGCUUCGAAUCUGCGUCUAUUUCGGCCUUUUCCUCAACUGGGGCUUCUACACGGCCGUCAUCAUCGCAAGCAUCUACUACCAAGCCCCAAACCCGGGGCAGACAUGGCAGGAGGGCUUCCUGAAUGACCGCUACACUGAGAGCUUCAACAUGACUAUACCCAUCGCCUCUGGAAGCCUGUUCUUGGAUACCUACAUCUUCGUGCUUCCGCUCAUUGCAGUCUCCAAGCUCCGUCUAAGCACCAAGAAGAAGAUUGGUGUCAUGGCUGUCUUUGCGACAGGACUGAUCGCUUGUGUCGCCUCUUCCCUCAGCAUCUUCUUCAAAAACAAGCUCAACGCUCGCCUCGACGACUACACGUUCUGGAUCUACCCCGUCCUCCUCAUGGCCCUCGUGGAGAUGUGCGUGGGAAUCACCUGCGCCUGCAUGCCGUCCACGGCCGGCUUCUUCAAGAACAGGGCGAGCGGCGGUUUGAACACGUGGGGCAGCAACCCGUUCAGCAGGCUGCGAAGUCUGCUCCGAUACGGCAGGCAGAGCAACGCGGCUGAAUCCCUGGACAAAUCCUGGGGGAAGAACGCCACGCACGUCAGCUCCGCGACGAGUGAUCAUCCUUACGAUGACAUUGAAAUGGGAGCUGCGAGCACCGAGGAGCUCAGGCCGGGCGCUGGCCGGAGGCAGAUACAUGUGCGUCGGGAGGUUCAUGUAGGGUAA